Hemibagrus wyckioides is the source of this 1939-nucleotide messenger RNA. RefSeq names its product complement component 9 (gene c9). The record is from RefSeq and is a predicted model, not a curated record. Gene Ontology annotation, cellular component: membrane attack complex. Gene Ontology annotation, molecular function: protein binding. NCBI's taxonomy places the organism in Eukaryota, Metazoa, Chordata, Actinopteri, Siluriformes, Bagridae. The transcript has 11 exons. Bases 81 to 1859 code for a protein of 592 amino acids. Gene Ontology annotation, biological process: immune response.
AAUCUCCAGAUAUACUUAAGGCCCCCCCAUGUACGAACAGACACCAGUCUACCAGUCCUGGCUGAAGUCUCACAAUAAGGAUGUUGGUGUUAACAGCUCUGAUUACAAACUGCUUCCUGCAGCUUUCUGCUGGAAUAAGUGUGGGUGGUUUCACGCAAGGGUUUAAAAGAGAAGCAAGAGAAUUAAACUCACCAGCACCUAUUGACUGUAAAAUGACUGCUUGGUCUGAGUGGGCACCCUGUGACCCUUGCACUAAAAGCAAGCAUCGUUCCAGGGGUAUUGAAAGGUUUGGGCAGUUUGGAGGUCAAAGAUGUAUAGAACCCAUUGGACAAAAUGCAGUCUGCAUACCAACAACUCAAUGUGUGGAAGAUCCACCACCUGUCUGCUCCCCUACUGAGUUCCUCUGUGAAACAGGCUUCUGUAUUAAAAGCCGGCUGGUGUGCAAUGGGGACAAUGACUGUGGUGACUAUUCUGAUGAGGAGGAGUGUGAUAAGAUCCGCUCCCCAUGUGGCACUGUGGCUGUGACUGAGUCAGACAUCGGUCUGGGUGCUGGAUACGGCAUCAACAUUCUAGGAUCAGGCCCCCGCAUGAACCCAUUUAAUAACAAGAUAUAUAAUGGAAUAUGUGACCGUGUUAGGGAGCCAUCUACAUUGGCUUACAACAGACUGCCCUGGAAUGUUGCUGUCCUUAACUAUGAGACAUUGGUCGAAGAGACUACUUCUAAUGAGGUCUACAAAGACACUCAUUCAGUGCUAAAUGAACUCUCCAAAGAUAUCACUACCAAAACAUCCUUAGGAUUAUCCUUCAAGUUCACACCUACUGAGACAAAUGGCAGUCUCUCAGCUGGAGUCAAAUCCGAAGUUACAAAUGGAGAAAUUAUCAAAAUGAUCACAGAGCACAGUGAAUCUAAUGAAAGGUCCUUCUUUAGGGUCACGGGCAGAGUGCAACUAGGCACAUACAGAAUGAGGUCUCGAGGUCUGGAAGUCACUCAGACAUUCUUGGAUGACGUUGAUGCACUGCCUAUUGAAUAUGAGAAAGGACAGUAUUUUCGAUUUUUGGAGGAUUAUGGGACUCAUUACACCAGGAAUGGAAGAGCAGGGGGAGAAUAUGAACUACUAUACGUCCUCAAUAGUAAAAAAAUCAAAGACAUGAGGAAAGUAGAAACUUUGCUGAAGGAUUGCUUGAAAGUCGGGAUUGACCUAAAUUUCGAGAUCACUGGAAAUUUUUCAGCAGGUUUACAGGCAGACAAAACGACACCACAUGACGAGUGUACACAGCUGAAACGUGGUAACACAGAAACUGAUCAACCUGAGCCACUGAUUGAUAAGGUGAUCAGUGCAGUGAAGGGAGGCACCACAGCAUCAGCAGCAGCAAUGAAGUCUCAGCUUAGUAAAACUGGUGUGCUGAACUGGAGUCAUUAUGUGGAGUGGGCAAGGACACUGACCAGCAUGCCUGCUCUCAUCCACAGUGAUCCUGAGCCCAUCUAUAAUGCCAUACCUUUGAAAUUCCCUGAUGCCCAGCCAAGGAGGGAGAACUUGCAGAGGGCCCUGAAUGAGUACAUGGCAGAGUACAGUGUGUGUAAGUGCCAGCCAUGUCAGAAUGGAGGCACCGUUGCCCAGAUAGAUGGCAGUUGCAAAUGCCUGUGUUCAGUGGAAUUUGAAGGCAUUACCUGUCAGAACAUCCGCCCUGAAUUUUCUAAAAAUAAUGGACCGCCCAUAGAGCAACUGGGGAACUGGGGCUGCUGGUCUUCCUGGUCUAGCUGCAAUGGAGGAAGUCAGAGACGUACUCGAUCCUGCAACACAGCUGGCCUUGUAGGAGCUACAUGUAAAGGAGAUGCAGUCAGCGAGGAAUAUUGUUAAUGUUGUGCGGCCUUUCACUCUACCUGUUUCCCUCUCUUUCUUUAGCUCUUACACACACACACACACACACACACACACAA